Messenger RNA from Macroventuria anomochaeta, 1666 nucleotides. RefSeq lists its product as uncharacterized. The record is from RefSeq and is a predicted model, not a curated record. Lineage: Eukaryota; Fungi; Ascomycota; Dothideomycetes; Pleosporales; Didymellaceae. Bases 133 to 1239 code for a protein of 368 amino acids. The transcript has a single exon.
CCCCGUUCUCCGUCUUCGCGUGAUGCGCAUAUGGACGCGGAACUGGCUCGUCUGCGCGCUCGGAGUGAUGAGAGCCGUCGUCUGCUCACCGCACGAAACGAGCGAGGACCAGAAGAACUCGACUGGCUCAGCAUGCCCGAUGUUGUCGGGCCACGAAGACUGCCGCCCAGUGGACGCCGCAUAGAGUUAGACGACUUCGUGCACGCCGCACCUCCCCCUCCCCCGGGCCGCAUUCCUGCUUGGACCGCUGGCCGACGACACGCGCCGUACGCGAGAGCAGGCAGACGAAGCGACAGCAACCCCUACGCCUCUGACGACGAUACUCCCAGCAGCACCACCGCAGUCUCUCACCCGCCCCUCCGCCGCGUAGGCCACCGCAGGAUUGCCGACGGUCCGCUGCCUUCUUCCUCCCUUCGCGAGUCCUGGUCCCCCAUCUCCACCCUCGACGGCCUCGGCGACCGCGAGCGCAGCAACAGCGUCUCCAGCACCUCCUCCAACCUCCCCUGGCAGACCUUCCUCAGCACCGUCGUCCCCGACCCCGUCGCACCCACGGCCGAAUCCUCGUUUGCCUCGGCCGCCGCUAGCGCCUCCUUCACAGCCUCCAGCAGCCGAGCCAGCAGCAGCAACUCUCACUCGGCCGCGAGCGAGCGGACACACCUCACCGUCCCCUCCCGGCGCGCAAGUCCUGGUGCUUCGCGCAGGCCUGGCCCACACGUGGCCGAGAGCUUCGCACAUGCGUGUGAAUCUUCCGACGAAGGCGGCUCGACUGCGUCCGACACCGAGGACGAGGCCGCCACCAACCCGCUCUCCAGACGCCGCAUGCGCCCCAGCUACUUCGCAGACGAGCCGCCGAGCCCGAGACGGUACGGCAGGAGUGUCAUGGACACGGGCAUCGACGCGCGGAGAUACGUGCGCUCGUACUACUCCGACGCAACGUCCCACGGCAUUCCGUACGAGCCCGACAGGCCGCGCGGUUCUCACAUCGACGGACCAGUCGAUGGCCCCCAAAUCACUGAGCAGGAGCAGGAGCAGGAGCAGGACAGUUUCGCGACCGUGGACGAGGAGGCGACGAGCACCAGUCCCGCCUCUCCGCUCGAUCAGGAAUUGAGGGAUGCGCGGAGUCUGCUCGAGCGGCUCACGCGGCGCGGCGAUAUUGGCGAGGAUUUCUGGGCGAGCGUAGGCUUGACGCGGAGUUUUGCGGAUGGAGUCGAGCGCGUUCAGGAGCGAGGGCGCUUCUAGUGGGUGCGCGGUAUUGCCUACUCUUCUUCCAUGCUCGCUGGUUGUGCGACCGCUGGGUGAGGUUGGGCUGGUGAAGAGGCGAGAGGUGAGAGGCGAGAGGUGAGAGGCGAGAGGUUUUUUCGUUUCGGGUGACAGGUGCGCGGGUCGGGCUUGUUGCGUGUAUUUCUCUGUAUUUGAGCGUUUGGGUCACGGCGUUGUCCCUUCAGGGCGUCUUGGGAUAGCUGGGAUGGGAGGCGUAAAGACACCUCACCUGGUCGUCUAUGAAAAUCACGGUAAAAAGAGAUACGAAUGCACGUUCAUGGGGCCUUCGGCGGCAGGCAACAGAUGGACGAAAAGAGCCUCUGGGAAGACUGAGUAGGAUUGGUAGGAUAUUUGUAGACUUUCUCCUUAAGGGAUCAAAAGUAUCAGCACACUUGUGCUUUACCUG